GGGGGUGCUAUUUAGGAUUUGGUUUUGUGUUCCUAUGUUUGCGAAAAAUGAUGAGGUGGUUUUGUUGCCCUAUUAAUGGGAAAAUCGUACUAUAGAUUCUGUUGCAUAGGCGUUGUCUGUGGCGGUUGUCAUACAAACGUGGUCGGGGUGGAGGAAGAAACUAAAACAUGGUUUAAUUAAAUGAAUUAUUCGUUUAUUUUGUGCUUCUCUUUGGCUUGUGAUGUCUGGUUUUUUUCUUGAGAUUUAGGUUCUGUUUGUUUAUCGUGGAUUGUUAGAUAUUAACUAAGGAAUUUCACUCUUCGUCUCUCUCAUAGUACUUCUUCUGGUGCCAAGAAGACGGCAGUUUGCCUGCACUGAUCAGUUCUUAGAGCAUGAAUUCAGCAUCCCCGCAGUUUGUUUCCUCAAGAAGGAUGAGUGUGUACGAUCCGAUCCACCAGAUUAGUAUGUGGGGAGAAGGCUUCAAAAGUAAUGGAAAUUUAAGUGCAGCCAUGCCUCUAAUUGAUGAGACAGACAUGAAGUUUGAUAGUCAGUCAGAGGAUGCUUCUCAUGGUAUACUGGGAGAGCCUAAUAAGUAUGACCAAGAAGCUAACAAACCUACUGAUAAGAUACAAAGACGUCUUGCACAAAAUCGAGAGGCUGCUCGUAAGAGUCGGUUGAGGAAAAAGGCCUAUGUGCAGCAGUUAGAAUCAAGUCGUUUGAAGUUGAUGCAGUUGGAGCAAGAGCUUGAACGUGCAAGACAGCAGGCAACAAAACUGCAGGGAAUUUAUAUAGGCGGUGGGUUGGAUUCUAAUCAUCUGGGUUUUGCUGGAUCAGUAAAUUCAGGAAUUACAACCUUUGAGAUGGAGUAUGGACAUUGGGUGAAUGAGCAAAAUAGACAAAUCACAGAACUGAGAAAUGCUUUAAAUGCUCAUAUUGGUGACGUAGAGCUCAGGAUUUUAGUAGAUGGUAUGAUGAGCCACUAUGCCGAAAUGUUUCGCAUGAAAUCUGCUGCUGCAAAAGCAGAUGUCUUCUAUGUUAUGUCCGGCAUGUGGAAAACAACAGCUGAAAGAUUUUUCCUAUGGAUUGGAGGCUUUCGCCCCUCUGAGCUUCUAAAGGUUCUUGGCCCCCUGAUUGAACCCCUGACGGAGCAACAACGUUUGGAUAUCUAUAACCUUGGACAAUCAUGUCAACAAGCAGAAGAUGCCCUUUCACAAGGUAUGGACAAACUCCGGCAAACACUUGCUGAUAGUGUAGCAGCUGGGCAGUUCAUGGAAGGAACAUAUAUUCCACAGAUGACUUCUGCAAUGGACAAGUUGAAAGCUCUGGUGAGCUUUGUGAACCAGGCUGAUCAUCUUCGGCAGGAAACUUUGCAGCAAAUGUCUCGAAUACUUACAAUCCGUCAGGCAGCUCGAUGCUUGCUUGCUUUGGGGGAAUAUUUCCAACGCCUGAGGGCUUUGAGCUCACUGUGGUCUAAUAGACCUCGUGAACCUGCUUAGUCUCACAACAAGGUUACAAGAGCGCAAACUCAUAACAUGAACGUGAUGUGAUGAUGAAUAUGGGUCAGUUUCUUUGGCCAAGAGCAUCAAAACCAUGUAUCAUGUGAGGUCCAGGUUGCUCACAUUUUUCCUGCAGUUUUGCGUUAUGGAGAAGUUGUAAAUAUGACUGCUAGCUCAUUUUAUGCAUACGAGUUUGUAAAUAAAUUAAUUUUAGACGCAUGGUGUAUAUCGGAUUGUUGCAAAAAUGAAAUAUUUAGAAUCUGCCAUGAGUCUGUGUGGAAGUUGGUUGUGUAGAAUUCGUAUAAUGUUAUGUUGUGUGUUUUUGAAAAUGAAUCGACUCUAGACUCUCUUAGUGGACAUAAUUUAUUUUUUGUGAUUGCUAAGGGUAGCUUGUUAAAAAUCUGUAAGUUGUUAUUAGUUUGUUAGAAAGUUGUUAACUCUAAUAAGCUCUAUAAAUAGAGCAUUCGUAGUCUUAUUGUAUCUUUUAUUCAAUCAACUGCAACAUGAUUUUAUAUGAUACUCUUCUUCUCUA
Molecule: messenger RNA, 2007 nt
Organism: Glycine soja
Lineage: Eukaryota; Viridiplantae; Streptophyta; Magnoliopsida; Fabales; Fabaceae
Product: transcription factor TGA4-like
Exons: 9
Coding region: 372-1475 (367 amino acids)
Biological process (GO): regulation of DNA-templated transcription; DNA-templated transcription
Molecular function (GO): sequence-specific DNA binding; DNA-binding transcription factor activity
Source: RefSeq, a predicted model, not a curated record